Spirodela intermedia is the source of this 1753-nucleotide messenger RNA. The record is from the annotation of a GenBank genome assembly. Lineage: Eukaryota; Viridiplantae; Streptophyta; Magnoliopsida; Alismatales; Araceae.
AUGGCGCAAUUGCCUCCCAAGGUCCCCAACAUUUCUACUAAUUGGCCCAAUUUCGGCCACCAGAGAGCGCCCUCCAUGGGGAACUUCUUCCCCCCCGCCGUCACCAGUUCAGCCCCUUCGCCCGCUGCCUACUCGUCAUGGGUGGACGAGUUCCUGGACUUCUCCGCCACGAAGCGCGGGGCGCACCGGAGAUCGGCGAGCGACUCCAUUGCCUUCCUCGAGGUCCCCAUGAUCGCCAACGUAGAGGACUGUCACCGGAACGAGGGCGGGCCUCGCAGCAGCCGACUCCAGGAGUUCGAUCGACUGGACGACGACCAGCUCAUGUCGAUGUUCUCCGACGACGUUCCCCCGGCGGCUGCCUCGGCCCCGGCAUCGUCCUCGAACCCCUCGACGCCGUCCGACCAUAACAGCAUCAACGACGAGAAGACCGGACCAGGGUCGGCGGCGGCGGAGCCGCAGUCGCAGGAGGUGCAGAGUACCUGCAAGUCGGAGCCCGGGCGGGCCUCGGAGGCUGUGCCGGCGCCGGCGGCGGAAACCAUUGUCGAUCCGAAGAGGGUCAAGAGGUGAUCACCGUCCACGAUGCGGAUAGAGCAUCGCUAGCACCUUCAUCUCACAGAAUUAUCCCGACGCAUUUCCCUCUAACCCUUCUCCUCGGAUUUUGCAGGAUCUUGGCGAACAGGCAGUCGGCUCAGAGAUCGCGAGUGAGGAAGCUACAGUACAUAUCAGAGCUCGAACGCAACGUCUCCUCACUCCAGGUGAUCUGAAUUUCCCUAGAUACCCACUUCCGUAUGAUCACCAUCUCUAUCAUUCUGCCUGCAAAUGCGCCCCCGCUUCGUUCUUGAUCGACAUGAGUCACCCCCGUUCGCAUCGCAAUUCGACUAUAAACAUACCGAAGAACGAUAUCUAAGAAUCACGCGUUGCACUGCAGACCGAGGUUUCGGCGCUGUCGCCGCGGGUCGCCUUCCUCGACCACCAGCGCUCGGUGCUCACCAUGGGAAACAGCGCGCUCAAGCAGCGGAUCGCCGCUCUCGCACAAGACAAGAUCUUCAAGGACGGUGAGUUCUUGCCCUCUAGUUUCUCUCCUUCUGUCAUCUACCGAUGUCGGCUUAGAAUUAUAGCCUCUUCGCCUUCCAUUUAAUCCGCAAUUUGAAUGUGGCUACUCGAAUUCCUCUCCCUACGCAGCUCCAUGAGGUUUCUCAAGGUUCGGGCAAGAAUUCGCAUGACCCCACUCAGUAGAUUUCCUGAAGCAACCCCCCUCCCGUCUCGGCUUCAUCUCCCGCUUGGUGCUUUCAGCUGUGCAUCAUUCAUUCUUGGGCCACCUUCACUGCCUACAACACUCGGACCAGUAGUCCCACAUGCCCCCCCAAAGAAGACAAGGGAGUGUGCUUGCAUCUGCGUUUCUCUCCCGACACCGCACUAAAUGAGAUGAGAGCGAAACGACAUGAGAGCUGGAUUCGUAUCUACCAUACGAUCCGUAGAGAGAGAGAGAGAGAGGAGGGGGUGUAUACGCCUUCGUAUUCAUUGAUGAGAUUAAACAGGAAGAACGUCAAAAAAUACGUCGUCCUUUCUGAUGAUGAAUAUUAUCGUGAAUUAACCGCGGUUAACCCACAAUGCAGCUCACCAGGAGGCGCUGAAGAGGGAGAUAGACAGGCUAAGGCAAGUUUACCAGCAGCAGAGCUUCAAGAAGAUGGGCCCUGCCGCCACCCACGCGUCCGAACCCACGAGCUGCGCCGACAAGGAGUUGCGCAGCUGA